CACGCAGCAUGCACGGAUCCGCCCCUUGUGGAUCCCAUGGCAUGGUGCUUUGACGCAAGGGCUGAUGGCGUCGGAUCUGGCCAUCUGCAUCGACUCAGAUGACGAGGAGCAGGCGCCGAACGGCUUGCUGUGCCAGCUCCUGCUACCGCAGCCAAAGAGUGAGAGCCGACGUGCAGUUGGCGAUGUGUCCAUUGUCCAAGUGCAAAGCUCUGGUCAGACCGAGCUCAGCAUUUCCUGGGCAGAGGACGAGGAUGGCCGGGUCACUGUGCCGACCAGGGUUGUGUCACACAUGACCGUCAAUUCCGCGACGAUCGUGCUGAAGCUGCAGGAGCCGAUGAGCUGGAAGGUGUCUCCAGAGGAUGGGCUGCUGGAGGACUUCGCUUUGGUGCCCAAGGAGACUGAGCUGCCUUCGGUCCUCUCCACGCUGCGCUGGUGGCUGCCGCAUGUCGUCGUGCAGGGCGAACUGCCGCAGCAGCUGGGUGUGGAUCCGGUGGUGCUGCGGUACGAGGGAAUCUCCCUCACCGCGCGGGACAUUGAGCUGCUGGCGGACGAGCAGUGCCUCAACGACUCCGUGCUGGACUUCUUCCUGAAGCUGGCAGUGGAUACCGUGGCCCCAGAGCACCUGAAAGGUGACCUCUACGUGGCCAGCACCUUCUUCUUCCAGAAGCUCACCUCCGGCGGAGUGGAGAACGGCGAGGCAGGCUGGCAGAACGUGCGGCGCUGGACGAGGGCGUUGCCUGGCGGCUUGCUGGGCCAGAGGUUCGUGGUCAUCCCCAUCAAUGAGCAGAAUAUCCAUUGGUGGCUGGCGGUGAUUUGCCACGCGCGCCGGGCCCUGGAGCCGGACGGGGAGACCAUGCUGGGGGAGGCGCCGCGGAUCGUGUGCCUCGAUUCGGCCAUUGAGCCCCUGCUGAAGGGCCGCGUGGUCGCCUUCCUCAGAGGCUAUUUGUGGAAGGAGUGGUGCGAGCGGCACCCGAACGCGACAGCCUUUGAUGAGGACAAGGUCGCUGGGCAAUUGAACUUGAAGGCCUUAGCGGCAGAUGUGCCCAAGCAGGCCAACAGCUUCGACUGCGGGAUCUUCAUCAUCGAGUACCUUCUGCACUUGCUGCGCUCCAAGACCGCCUUGGCCGGCCUAGGCCUUGCAGCACACAAGCACUGGUUCGGCCAAGCGUCUGUGUCGCACCGCCGGAAGCGCCUGAAGUGGCUCGCCACGCUGCUUCAAAGUCAAGCACAGCGCUUCGGGGAGACGGACGUGCGGCGCUUGCUCCAGGAUCCCCGGCUCCGCGCCGCUGUGGUUUUAGCCCUCACGGACCACCCAAAGAAGGCGAGCCCCUCGACAGCGCCAAAGCUGAAGCGCCCGAGCGAGGCGGCGUCGGAGCGGAAGAAGAAGCCUCGGCCGGGUUGCACGGAAGGGCUCGCCCCAAGUCGCGCCGGGCGGGUUGAUAAGCGAGGUCGGCUUUGAAGCUCCCACUACAGGUUCCUC
Molecule: messenger RNA, 1480 nt
Organism: Effrenium voratum
Lineage: Eukaryota; Dinophyceae; Suessiales; Symbiodiniaceae
Source: the annotation of a GenBank genome assembly